Ooceraea biroi (clonal raider ant) is the source of this 3943-nucleotide messenger RNA. It is a transcript of the gene bsh, whose product is annotated as brain-specific homeobox. The record is from RefSeq and is a predicted model, not a curated record. Gene Ontology annotation, biological process: regulation of DNA-templated transcription. Gene Ontology annotation, molecular function: DNA-binding transcription factor activity, RNA polymerase II-specific; DNA binding. NCBI's taxonomy places the organism in Eukaryota, Metazoa, Arthropoda, Insecta, Hymenoptera, Formicidae.
GGAGGGCAGAGCUCUGCCAUCAGUAAAUGCGUCGAGGGAGCGAGGCGAGGGCGAGGUGACGCGCGACGCGACGCAGGCGGGCGGACGGACGGACGGACGGACACGCGCCGGUAACGCAAUUACCGCGACGUUAAUUUACUCAAUAAUCGCAGAAGCAACCCCGUCUAAAUGUCGGCACGCGUCCCUCCGACCCUAAUCAUAUACCGUGUAGCCGUCAUCACGCUCUACAGGCGGUAACCGUAAUGUCGGAGAUUCGAGAAGCCGUCAGGAUUAACGUACGACCACUAAAACAUAAGGCUUUUUUUCUCUCAUUUCUCCUCCCUCUAUCUUUUCACCCUCCCUCGCUUUUUUUUAAUACUGAUUAUACCAUUCUUGAUAAUAAAACAAAAAAAAAGGAGAAAGAAAGAUAGGAAAGAAGCACGCGGGUCGCGGAUGAUAAGUGAAUAGAAUGCGCUCCCACGUGCGUUCCCUUUCGGCAAAUUCAUGUCAGAUCUACUUUGACUAUCUUUGUCUACGUGUGGAUACGCGCCGCGCGCGUGCACCGCCAUUUGGAAAGCGCGCCGUACAUCAUCCGAUAAGUAAUUUAAUCCCGCGUUUCUGCUCGUCCUCCACCCUUCGAAGAUUCAAUACCGAUAUACGGUUCGACGCGAAGCGGCGUAUCGACCAUGCCGAGGACUCGGCUGCGCCGAAUGACGUGGAAAAUACGACAGAUCGCCGGAUGAACCGGUCCGCCGAGGAGCGACGAUAACGAACGCCGUGACGAUGCACAUUAUUAAAUACGUUGUUAAGGACCGUCGUUCUCACGCGCCGCAUGCGAUACGGUAAAAUUUGCGAGGUGAAGGGAUGAUGCGGAAGCGGGUCGUUUUCAACUGUACACACACGACCGAGAGCCGCGUCACGUCGCGAACGUAUCAUGUUAUAACGGAUGGCUACAGCCACAAGCGAGUAAGUUCUCGGAACGCACCCUUACAUACUCGCGCUAUUAUUCUCUACGUGCUAGAGCGCGAUAGAGCGGAGAGAAUCACAAAUACAGAAAGAUUCGUUCCUCCUCCACCUCCUCCUCCUUCUGAGGGGAGUCCCCACCCCUUCUUCAUUCAGGCGCCACCGCCUUUCCCGUCCUCGCAGCGGGGACGCGGAUGUAUAUCGUCGGAUUCAUGAAUAUCCGCGAAUAGCGCGUGUCCAUGGAAACGGUUGACCAAGUCCCGCCCCCAGGACUUCCGCGGGGCCAACCCGAGUGACGGCGAGCGUCACGACGCCAGCCAAUGCCGGGGGCGUCAGAGCGGUAGCCGGAUAGUCGGCUCCGAGCUUCACCCUCCUUCGUUGGUACGUACGUUCGGCGGGUAGCUAGGCGGGAGGGGCUGCCGAUGAUCACGCGCGCGCGGGGGGGUUAAAUCACCCCGAGUCGCGCGCACCGAUACUCCCUCAACGUCGGUGAACGACGGUGUUUCCUCGCGCGACUUACCCUCAUACCCAGCACGAUUCGCGGCAAUCAAUUCGAUUUCAUCCGGACGUUGGCGAGAUAAACGCCGCCUAGCUGGUGACGAGUAAGCCAAGGCUCCGCUCGAAGUGUUCUUAAUGCGACAUACGAUCGUAUACGUGAUGAGAAGAGAGUGAUUCGUUCGAAAAAAGUGACGUAUUUUCGUAUACGUGUGUUACUCUUUCGAUAAAUAAAUAAUCGAACGCCAUAAACAUUAUUUUCGUCGCCAAUGCGACGGAAGACGACACGAAAUCCGCGCCGGAGAUCGCACGCUUCGCAACCGAGAAAGGAGAAUUUACCUUGGGGUACUUCGGGGGUGUUGUACGUUAGAAACUGAACGGCAAGCAAAAGGUAUCGAAUCGUUCAGCCGCAUUGAACGCGCCGGAGCGAGGAUGUAACCGCGAAACACACACGUCCGCAGCGAAUUUGCGUUAAGCGAGAAAAAUGCAGUCGACCUGCCAACAGCAGCAAGCUCAACCAGGUCAAAACGGAACUUCCGCCAGCAGGACGUCGUUUCUCAUCGAAGAUAUCCUCAGCCGCGGCACGGUGACUCCGCACUCUCACCAUCAUCAGUUGCACCACCCGCAUCUGACGUCGACUGGCAUCGGACACGGACAACAUCACCAGUAUCAGCAGUUUGCCAGUUUGCUCCCCGGCUAUCCCGCGGCGCCGCCCGCCGCAGCGGCCUUCUUCUUGGGACCGCUCUUCGGUAGCGCUAGCAUGGGGGUUGGCGUGGUACCGGGAGUUGGAGAGCUGGCGGCUUUGAAGCACUGUCGGCGACGAAAGGCCCGAACCGUAUUCAGCGACCAGCAACUGGCAGGUCUGGAAGCGAGGUUUGAGGUGCAAAGGUACCUGAGCACACCUGAAAGAGUGGAACUCGCGGCCGCGUUGCACCUGUCCGAGACCCAGGUGAAAACAUGGUUCCAAAAUCGUCGGAUGAAACACAAGAAACAACUGAGGAAGCUCAAUACGAACAACAAUAGCAAUCCCAGUUCCGGGCAGCAAUCGAUACCCGUUACGUCGCCCGCUGAGCGUCCCGUAGACUUUUCGUUGAGCGGCGGCCGCGAGUCUCGUGCGAGCAGCGACGCGCCCGCAGACUCCGACGAUGAGGACGACGACGAGAUUGAUGUGCUGGGCGACGAGACACCGUCGCCGACACCAACGCCGGCGGCGACGCCGACCCCGACGCCGACGCCGACGCCGACGCCAACGGCGACUCCGGCGUUGACGUCAACGUCGACGACCUCGACGCCAACGUCGACGCGGACUGGCGUCCUAUCUCCACCGUCCAGACGGGGUACACCACCAAGGAUCCUCCAUACGACGAUCCAUUCGCAUCCACAUCCACAUCCACAUUCACACCCUCACUCACAUCCACCUUCGAUUGGCCUGCAUCACCAACCGCAGCACGGCCAGCAUUCCGCCCAACGUCAGCAUCGCUAGGGACACUGUCACACGAGAUCAAGUCGCUCGUUUCUUAUCGGAAUCACGGCAACUGCAUGAACAGAAGAAACAGAAUCCUUGUUCCGGGUGUAGGUGCAGAAGUAUAGACCACGCGUUCCGAUCAAGUCGCUCUUUCUCUCUCUUUCUGUACACAGUUUACGAAGAAAUGAAAACCUUCCGCGACCAGCGUUGUGCUUUCUUCCUCUGAUGUAAAAAUUAGAGAGAGGCUAUCAUGAGGUUGUCGUGCUAAUCAGUGAAGCUAACACACGUAUGUAGAUAUAAUAGAAAUAUUCAUUUUUAUUUUGUUCUUUUUACUUGGAGGGGGAGGCAUUCAUAGAAAGCCUUCCGCAUUCUUCACUAUUCAGUUAUUGAAGAGAAUAAACAUUACUUGAGAGAGAUAUUGCCCCUUUUUCGAAUUCGCACGUGAUGCUUAUCAUUAAAGAUCUCGAAACAAGGAAAACCGCAGUAAAGAGUAAAGACGUAAGCAAUAAGGAGAUCGACCAAUUAUGAUUGAAAUGACCGUCAGAAAUCUGGAUUGGCCGAUCCGCUUACUGCUUAUGUCCUACUGCUUACAUUUUUCCUUGUGUCAAGCCCUUAAAAUCGGAAAUGCGCGGUCUAUACUUGUUAUGUACAACAUAGUUCCAAGAUCAUCUCGAUAUAUGCUCGCGAUGAUCGGAUUAAUCGAAAAUUAAUCGAGAACUGAAACUCGCCCCGCGUAACAGAGAAUAUGAAAUUCGAUUGUUCUGCUUGAGAUUGAAGAAAGAACAUUCCGCGUUUUCGAGAAGUAUUCGUCUGUCAUCGGGUGAUAAUUCAGGCUGUUCAAUGGGACGGCAACGCGUCGCUCCGAAGCGUCGCUCCAAAGCUUUUGGUUUGCUAACGUAAGUGAAAUUCUGCCGAUUCUCGAAUCUACUUUUUAUAGCAAAUUACAGUAAUAAAACCAAUGUUUUAUCCAUUAUUACCUUUUAUAGUGAGUAAACCUAGGCCGUGGUUUUCGUUGGAAAUUAAACUGUCAUGCUCAUAAAA